CGUCCGUAAAGUGCAGACCUACAAAAAAAAGUACAAAAAUAAUUAAAAUUCAUCUAAUAACAAAAAAAAAAUAUUAAAAAAUGUCUCACUCCGUUGUCAUUACAAGAACUACAACCACAACUUCCGGCAAUCCGGGGUUCAUGUAUAACAGCGGGUAUCUCAAAACGUUCCCGGGGCUCUUGAAAUUAGCGCAAUUGAUCUUAGGAGCAAUUUGCGUCGGAAUCGUAGCUUGGUAUUUCCGUACUCACUACAAUGGCACGCCCGAAUUGUUCUUCCUGCUGAUGACAACAACAUUCUUGAUCGGAACAUUUUGUCUGCUGCUAUCGUGUCUCGUUUCAUGGAGCACCGGAGGCAUCAUUUCCAAAACAAUUUAUGAACUCAUUUACCACGCAGUGGCUUUCCUCUUGCUCCUCAUCGCCUCCAUCAUUCUCUUGGUCGAAGUCACAAACUACAGAUUCGGCAGCAACUUGAAAGAGGCGUACUUGGCAGCAUCCAUUAUUGGCAUCGUUAAUGCUGGAUUGUACUUAAUAAGUGCUCUCAUGGCAAAUCGUCAUUACAGAGGUCUCUAAACGCCAAGAAAAUAAAAAAAAUUAAAAGAGUAUUUAGAUGUUAGAGCAAUAUUUAUACUAAUACUCACUUGUCUAUCGCUUUAAUUGUGUAAGAAACUUAAAAAAAAUACAAAUUUGGAGAUUAUAAUGUAAAGUCACGAUCAAUUUUUUAGUUGAAUUUGAGAAUUUUUUGAAAAAUUUAUCUUUUUGAUACAAACAAACAACAACUUGAAUUUACUAUAUGAACAUUUUACAGAUAUUUACAACUAAUAAAGAUAUUUUUAUUUAUAAA
Messenger RNA from Culicoides brevitarsis, 840 nucleotides. Its product is annotated as CKLF-like MARVEL transmembrane domain-containing protein 8. The transcript is spliced from 4 exons. Gene Ontology annotation, cellular component: membrane. Bases 81 to 569 code for a protein of 162 amino acids. Lineage: Eukaryota; Metazoa; Arthropoda; Insecta; Diptera; Ceratopogonidae. The record is from RefSeq and is a predicted model, not a curated record.